This is a messenger RNA of Pectinophora gossypiella (pink bollworm), 420 nucleotides long. RefSeq lists its product as uncharacterized. The coding region runs from base 1 to 420 and encodes 139 amino acids. The transcript has 5 exons. Lineage: Eukaryota; Metazoa; Arthropoda; Insecta; Lepidoptera; Gelechiidae. The record is from RefSeq and is a predicted model, not a curated record.
AUGUUUUUAUUUGGAUAUGUUUAUACGCACACUUCAAUAGAUACAAUGAAAAACAUACCUGGAUCGUCCUUUCCUUGGGUUGGGAUUUUGCGAAUACACCGCAACAGGAUGAAAGCACACGGUAACGUAGGAAUUAUCCUCAUAACCAGAGCAGUCGCUAUUGGAAACGCAAAAGAGAUAUCCAAAAUAGAUGUCCAUACCAUAACUAAAUCAACAAAGGCGGAGUUUCUCGUCAUGGGCACCGCUUUCAACUAUAAAAUCAAGGACUACAUUAUACAUCCAGAGUAUUACCAGGGGAGGGUUAAUACCAUCGCUAUAGUCAAUAUUGUUGAUGACGAGCGGGAUGCCCCGAAAUCGGUGAAGGAAAAACAUAGUGAAGAAGCCCACGUUUCCGAGAAAAGUAUUUUCGGAGGUAUGUGA